Sungouiella intermedia is the source of this 846-nucleotide messenger RNA. Lineage: Eukaryota; Fungi; Ascomycota; Pichiomycetes; Serinales; Metschnikowiaceae. The record is from the annotation of a GenBank genome assembly.
AUGAAUAUACUUGAUGACAGUGCCGAUGUCUGCUCGAUUCUUCCGUCUUUGGCCCCGCGAUUGUUGAAGAAAGUAGACUACAUCGAUACAAUCUACACCUACUUGGACAGACAAAGUGCCAGGGCAAAAAAAACACAUGACAUGGUAUUGGCAACACGUCUUCGCAAUAUAAGUGACCAAUUGAGACGAUUGGACUCAGAUAACAUCAAGGAAAAGAAGGUCAUAUGCGUAGACCCAGACAAAACCGUGCUUCUAGCAUACACGUUCGGAACCAUGUACUCUGAAGCACUUGCACUUGUCAGUGGUCACGGAAUACGUACGGAAGUGUUUGAUGAUACCAAGGAUUUGAGUGAUCUGGAGGUCUGGGCGCUUUCCAAAGAGUACUUCCUCAAUCGAGGCAAGACUCCAGUUUUUGUUCGAGUAUUAGAGAAGCCUGUGGUAGAAUCCGUGGAGAUGGCAGAGGAUUCCAACGUUUAUCUUCAACUACGCCGCAUGCUUGAGCAAAUUGAGCUCACACUUAAUCUCACCACGUUUGCCGUGGAACCUGGCACUGAAUGGGUGCAAAAUGUCACGCGGGAUCAUUCCCAUGCUGAAGUCACUGUUAAUGUCUACAAUUGGUAUUGUUCUUGUAUGGAAUUCACUGAGCAGAUCUCACGGCCGCAUAAUGCUACGAGUCAGGAUAUUCUCGACAAAAUCUCCGAUCCCGUAAUGGCCAACUGGUUUGGUCACAGUAUGUGCAACCACAUCACUCCACUCCCACUAUGUAUGCACUUACUAGCAGUGGUGUUAACGGUUUACAACAUGGAGGCGGCGGAAAUUGAUGGGGGCCAGAUACGAGAGGUAUAA